Molecule: messenger RNA, 1005 nt
Organism: Penicillium soppii
Lineage: Eukaryota; Fungi; Ascomycota; Eurotiomycetes; Eurotiales; Aspergillaceae
Product: CAAX prenyl protease RCE1
Exons: 4
Coding region: 1-1005 (334 amino acids)
Biological process (GO): CAAX-box protein processing
Cellular component (GO): endoplasmic reticulum membrane
Molecular function (GO): metalloendopeptidase activity
Source: RefSeq, a predicted model, not a curated record
AUGGCACCGGUUGGACUAAUGGCGCGUCUCAAGAGUUUAUACUCUAAGCAACAGGAUGAGCCCGCGCUGUCAGUCCGAACGGUCGCUUUUCUAUCCGUCCUUCUCACGCUCCUUUAUGUGGUCCCGUUCUAUGUCUCCCCAACAACUCGCCCAUCGCCAAGCCUCAGCCGCGAUGCCCCAUCUGUAAUCAGAGCGCGCAUCCGCGCAGUGACAAGUUCCUGCAUCAUCAGUUCUCUCGUCGUCCUUUGGCUCGUCGUCGAAGAGGGUGGGUCCUCACUUGACGCGGGGGUGCGACUUCUCGGCUGGUGGCCCGUCGGCGUAUUGGAGACUUUGAGAUCUCUCCUACUAACAGCUAUCCUAUUCACGGGUCCGCUGUUCGAGCGCGGCAUUGUCGAGGGUGAAUGGCGAUUCUGGUUCUGUCGCUCGAAACUAUCUGAAAGUUUGGGUGGCUGGAUCGGAUGGAGGAAUUAUGUCGCGGGACCCUUCACAGAAGAAGUCAUGUUCCGGUCUGCCAUCGUGCCGCUGCAUCUCCUGGCUCAUGUAUCACCCGGUCGGAUUGUGUUUCUCGCGCCGCUGUACUUUGGUAUUGCGCAUGUGCAUCACUUCUACGAAUUUAGACUCACGCACCCGGACACGCCCGUUCUGGCUGCGCUUCUGCGCUCCCUGUUCCAGUUCGGGUAUACUACUGUUUUCGGGUGGUAUGCGACAUUUUUGUAUCUACGCACAGGCUCGCUGGCUGCCGUGAUUGUUGUGCAUAGUUUCUGCAACUGGUGUGGACUUCCUAGGCUUUGGGGCCGUGUGGAGUCUGGUGACUCCGUGGGUCCUUCUUUCACGCGUGGCAAAGAGGACGUGGAUGCAGUGGCGGCCGAUGAUAGUCUUCAUGUGGGGUGGACGGUUGCUUAUUAUGUGCUCCUUGUUGUUGGCGCUGUUGGGUUCUGUCAAGGGUUGUGGCCUUUGACCAAGUCUUAUCAUGCUCUCGUUUCUUUUACGGGGAAGACCGUAUAG